AUGAAAAUCAGCGCCCUCCUCCUCCUCUCCUGGUCGGCUUUGGCCGCAGCCCAGGUCACCUAUGACAACAAUACGGGCAAGUACGUCUGUGAGACACCCGACGCCAGUUACUGCGGGGGCGCCUCGCUCCAGACGGACAUCAUCAUCCGCUGCAACAACGCGUCGCAGGGCCAGCCCGGACGUUGUAGCGAGAUCCUCGCUGGCCAUCGCCAACAGGACGGGGCCCCUGCUGUCUGCUACCAGACGUCCCCUACCGAGGGUGAUGCUGCCUGUGCCCAGAACUGCGUCGUUUACCCGCAGGACGGCCGGGACCAGUUCACACUGCCUCCAGACCAAUGUUCUCCUGUAGGCGACGAGGGUCCCACGCCGACGCCGACUGGCGAAGGCAUCGGUGACGGCCCCGGACCUAGACCAACGAACAAUGUCACAGCCAACAUUACGGCGCCCCCUCAUGUUGAUCCUACGGGGCCUGGAGUUGUUCCCACGGCAGGUGCUGCGCAGAACGGAGUCGGGGCUCUGGCUGUUGCUGGUUUUGCUGCCAUAUUAUUCCUUUAA
This is a messenger RNA of Sodiomyces alkalinus F11, 555 nucleotides long. RefSeq lists its product as hypothetical. Bases 1 to 555 code for a protein of 184 amino acids. The transcript has 2 exons. Lineage: Eukaryota; Fungi; Ascomycota; Sordariomycetes; Glomerellales; Plectosphaerellaceae. The record is from RefSeq and is a predicted model, not a curated record.